This is a messenger RNA of Manacus vitellinus (golden-collared manakin), 336 nucleotides long. It is a transcript of the gene CRYAA, whose product is annotated as crystallin alpha A. The record is from RefSeq and is a predicted model, not a curated record. Gene Ontology annotation, biological process: lens development in camera-type eye; response to heat; protein refolding. The transcript has 3 exons. Bases 1 to 336 code for a protein of 111 amino acids. Lineage: Eukaryota; Metazoa; Chordata; Aves; Passeriformes; Pipridae. Gene Ontology annotation, molecular function: protein folding chaperone; structural constituent of eye lens.
AUGGACAUUACCAUCCAGCACCCCUGGUUCAAGCGCGCUCUGGGACCCUUCAUUCCAAGCCGUUUGUUCGACCAGUUUUUCGGGGAGGGUCUCCUCGAGUAUGACCUCCUGCCUUUGUUCUCGUCCACUAUCAGCCCCUACUACAGGCAGUCCCUCUUCCGCAGCGUGCUGGAGUCGGGCAUCUCAGAGGUGAGGUCUGAUCGGGACAAGUUUACAAUCAUGCUGGAUGUAAAACACUUCUCUCCCGAAGACUUGAGUGUGAAGAUUAUUGAUGACUUUGUGGAAAUCCAUGGCAAGCACAGUGAAAGACAGGUCCUGCUGAAGGGUGUCCUGUGA